Messenger RNA from Corythoichthys intestinalis (scribbled pipefish), 1133 nucleotides. It is a transcript of the gene rbp5, whose product is annotated as retinol binding protein 1a, cellular. Gene Ontology annotation, biological process: fatty acid transport. The transcript is spliced from 4 exons. Gene Ontology annotation, cellular component: nucleus; cytosol. The record is from RefSeq and is a predicted model, not a curated record. NCBI's taxonomy places the organism in Eukaryota, Metazoa, Chordata, Actinopteri, Syngnathiformes, Syngnathidae. Gene Ontology annotation, molecular function: fatty acid binding. Bases 92 to 508 code for a protein of 138 amino acids.
UGCCGCUUUCCGGAAUCAACUAGUUUACAGGUCGGAGAAUUCAUUUGCAGAAACAUCUUUCAGCAUUUUCACUGCUUCUUUGCAGGACAGCAUGGCCAAACCUGACUACUCUGGUACUUUUCAUAUGGUGGAACAGGAGAACAUGGAUGCCUAUCUCGCAGCUUUAGACAUCAACUUUGCUCUGAGGAAGCUCGUAUGUCUACUCAAGCCCACCAAAGACAUCACUCAUGAUCCCGCCACGGGGGCCAUGAAGAUCCGCACCCUCACCACUUUGAGGAACUUCAACAUGGAUUUCGUCAUUGGGGAGGAGUUCACAGAAGACUUGGGCCCAGUGGACGGUCGCACGUGCCAGACCACCGUUAGCUGGGAAGGGGACUCGCUGGUUUGCGUACAGCGAGGCGAGAAAGAAGGCCGAGGCUGGACUCAUUGGCUGGACGGUGACAAACUGCAUUUGGAGAUGAGAGUGGAAGGUGUCGUUGCUAAGCAAGUUUUCAAGAAGGCUGAUUGAAGUCUGGGAGAACUGUGGACCCCCCACUAAUCGUGUGGUGGUGGGGUGUGCAAUGUAAACUCUGUAUAAGGAAUAGUCAAGGUACAUGUAUAAUGUUUACAUUUACUGGGCAGUAUGUAUUUGAACUAGAAGAUGAAUUUCUGGACGAUGUGUCUCUUACUGUAGAUGUUAUGUCACUUUAUAUUCAUUUCAGGUCACUUCGUUGUUAAUUUUAGGGUACUUACAGGUCACUUUCUGUUGACUAUGGGUCACUUCCUGUUUUUUGGGGGGUAUUUUCUGGUCUCUUCCUGUUGAUCUCAUGUGAUUUUUCCCAUUAGAAAUGAAUUGGAAAUAAAUGUGGAUGUUUUUGUCAAAUUUUGGUAGAACCGUACAUUUUUGGCCAAAACCAUUUUAUAGAAUUUUUGUAUGCCUUUAUUUACUGAAUUUUUGAUGUGUACAUUAUGUGAAUUGGAUAAAAAGAAAUGUAGGAUGACAUUCAUUGUCAUCCAAUCCAGCAGUAAAUGCUGCCAAUUAUGCACCUGAAAUCAUUACUACUCCUUUUGCAACCUUAUUUCUCCAAAAUUGAUUAAAUUGCUCCUUAGCCUCAUAAUUCUACAGGAAAAAAAUCCAAUCAGCAUUAACAUUU